AUGUCCGAGCCCACAGCAACCCAACACCAUCCCAAAUUCCAAAACCACAAACCAGAACAAGAUGCCGUUGACUAUGAGAUGCAAACAUACACACGCGGGUUAGACUUUGAACGCCCACCACUCACAUUCCAGGCCGAUAGAUGGGAAGAAUUGGCUUGUAGCCGCAUGUCAGCCGACUCCAAGGGCUACGUCUACGGAUCGGCUGGAGUACGAGAAACAACAAACAAAAACCGCAAUGCCUUCAGGAAAUGGUCUAUUGUGCCAAACCGCCUGGUAAAGUACACGGGUUUCCCCAACCUGACGACCGAAAUCUUCGGCGAGAAAAUGGUAGCGCCCAUAGCCAUGGCGCCAGUUGGCGUACUGAAGAUCUUCAACCCCCAAGGCGAAGUCGCCGCCGCAAAAGCCGCAGCCAAAGAAGCUAUCCCAUACAUCCUAAGCACAGCGAGUAGCACGAGUAUAGAGGAUACCGCCGCAGCCAACGGCUCCGACGGCCAACGCUGGUACCAACUUUACUGGCCCUCACGCGAACACGACGACAUUACUAUAUCUCUACUCCAGCGCGCAAAGAAAUCUGGUUUUACAGCUCUGUUCGUAACGCUAGAUACAUAUAUCCUUGGCUGGCGGCCCGAAGAUAUGGAUAAUGGAUACAACCCCUUUAUGCGCGCAGAUCGCACAGGCGUGGAGCUCGGUAUGACAGAUCCUGUGUUCCGGAAACAGUUCAAAGAGAGACAUGACGUGGAUGUGGAGAGUAAGAUGGAGACUGCGGCGCCAGAAUGGAUGAGAACAAUCUUCCCUGGAGAGAGCCAUAGUUGGGAGGAUGUGGAGUUUUUGAAGGAGCACUGGGAUGGGCCAAUCGUGCUCAAAGGCAUCCAGAGCCUGGCUGAUGCGAGAAAAGCGGUCGAGGUUGGUGUGCAGGGCGUUGUUGUGAGUAAUCAUGGUGGGAGGCAGCUUGAUGGUGGAAAUUCCUCCUUGGGCGUAUUGCCACAUAUCGUUGAUGCUGUUGGCGACAAGUUGACAAUCUUCUUUGACAGUGGGAUUCAAUCUGGUGCUGACAUCGCGAAAGCAAUGGCGUUGGGUGCUGACUGUGUGCUAGUUGGUAGACCAUACGUGUAUGGUCUGGCACUCGGAGGGGAAAAGGGCGUGGAGCAUGUACUCAAGAGUUUGGUGGGUGAGCUGGAGCUGACCUUGCAUUUAAGCGGUAUCCAGAGUGUGCAAAAGAAGGACCUGUGUCGAAGUGUAUUAGUCAGGGAGGACGCGCUUUUUGAGGGAGUGAAGGGAGUGGGACUGCAUUAG
Alternaria burnsii is the source of this 1293-nucleotide messenger RNA. Its product is annotated as fmn-dependent alpha-hydroxy acid dehydrogenase. The transcript has a single exon. The record is from RefSeq and is a predicted model, not a curated record. Bases 1 to 1293 code for a protein of 430 amino acids. Lineage: Eukaryota; Fungi; Ascomycota; Dothideomycetes; Pleosporales; Pleosporaceae. Gene Ontology annotation, molecular function: oxidoreductase activity; FMN binding.